Messenger RNA from Tetrahymena thermophila SB210, 2223 nucleotides. Its product is annotated as transmembrane protein, putative. The record is from RefSeq and is a predicted model, not a curated record. NCBI's taxonomy places the organism in Eukaryota, Ciliophora, Oligohymenophorea, Hymenostomatida, Tetrahymenidae. The transcript has 10 exons.
AUGAAUCACAGUUAAAAAUAGAUUAUUUAUUUAUUUGCUAUUGGAUUCCUUUUAGCAAUAGUAGAAAGCUAACUUACAAUUAAAUCUUAUAAUUAAUUUGAUUUUAGCAUCAUCGAAGAAUUGAAUUGUGUAUUUUACCGCUCAGGUGAAAAAAGUUUCUCUACUUGGACUUUUAAAUUUUUUGUUCAAAACGAUAAUUAUGAUUCAUAAUUGAAGCCAGAAAUGGUUUAAAUGUAUAUACCAUAUUAUUAUAUAGAUAAUAAUUAAGUUAAUAUGAAUUCCAAUUAUGGAGGUGAAUUUAUUUCUUUUGACUUAAGAGUUGAUUUUAAAGAUUUUAGAAUUGAUUUUUAAAACUCAAUUGGAAUGGACUUUUACUGUUCGGCUCAAGCUUAAGUGAAAAAAUAUGGUUAGUAUUAUUAUUUUGUCUGUUUAAAUGGAUACAUUUUCUAACAUAUGGAUUAUUCAGAUCUUGGAGAUAAAUCUUAAAUUUUUAAAGAAACAAAAAUAUGUUUUCACAAUUAUUAAGAUUAUAUGAUUUUAGAUGAUAUUUUAAUAUACAAAUCUUAUAUUAUCAAUUUCAAUUCUCUCAGUAUCUAUUAAUGUUAUUUAACUUUGGUUGAUGUAAUUUAUUAGCAACUUUUUUAAAAUUAUUUUCCUCUUAUUUUUAAUUAUUAUAAGAAAAUAAUUAUAAAAGAAUUUAAAUAAUUCUAAAAUAAUAAAUAGAAAUAGUUUGACCUAUUUGUAUACAUAGAUGCUAGCAACAUAAUAAAUAUUUGCUAAUUAGAUGUUAAUUCAAAUAAUUUUUAGUGCCUAAAGUAUUUAAGGAUAGGUCCAGGCAACUCUUAAGACUUUAAUAAUUUAUUUAUUUCAAAAGUUAUAUAAUCUAACGGAAUAAAUUUAUUUUUAUAUGCUCUAUAAGGUGACAAAACAUACACUUUAUAUGAUUUCAGCGCUUUUACUGUUUUACAAACUUCUGGUUAAAUAAAAGAUAUUGAUAACAUCAAUAAUUCUAUUUAAAUACAAAAUGUAAUUAUGGUCUACCAAUAAUAAAAUAUUGCUUAAAAAAUAAUUUUCAGAUAUAAUAUCCAUACAUAAAAAGUAGAUAUUACUUAAUUAGAUUGGAAGAACUCAUAAUAUACGUUUUCAAAUAAAAUAAUUGAUACUAUUUAACCUGCUCCUGCUUCUGCUUCUGGAAUAUUGCUAAAUUUUAAGAAUGAUAUGAAUUUACAAUAUAAUUAUUAGAGUGAAAUAACAGCUUUAUAAUUAAAAGCAAGUAAUACUGGGUAAUUAUUUAUUAUAAUUUGGAAUAGAAAUUUUAUUCUGGCCAUUUGCAGAGAUUAUUGUAUUGAUUGUUAGUAAGCAAUAGACAAUCAGUAGUGUUAAUAAUGUUUAUUAAGCUAUUUUCUUUAGCCUGAUAACAUUACAUGUGAAAAAUCAUGCCCUAGCUUAUCAAUAUAAAAUAAUGCUAAUUUGACUUGUGAUUGCGUUUAAAAUGCAAUCUUAAUAAAUAAUUAAUGUUAGUGCGAUAGUUAGUCUUAUAUGGAUGGAAAUGCAUGUAUUUAAUGCUCUAUUCCUAAUUGUAUUUAGUGUAAAGAUUCUAUAACAUGUAUGAAAUGUUAAUAAGGAUACUAUUUUUUUGAAGAUUUCUCUUGCAACACUUGCAAUAUCUCAAACGGUUAUUACAUAAAAGCAUAAAAUUGUUUUCGUUGCUUUCAUUCAUGUUUGACAUGUGAAGGUCCUAAUCAAAAUUAAUGUCUAAGUUGUAAACUUCCAGAUUUUUAUAUGUUUUAAGAUAAGCUAUGUAAACCAUGUGAUGUUAAAAACGGCUAUUUUAUCAAUAAUUAAAAUUGUCUUUCUUGUUUUGAAAAUUGCAAGACAUGUUUAGGUGCUAAUCAAAAUCAAUGUACAAGUUGUUAUGAGGGUUAUGACAGCAUCAAUAAUUUUUGUUAAUAAAUAUUUUUAACUUAUAAAUCUCAGAUUUUUACUGAAUAAAAGAUAGAAUAAAUUUAACAUUUAUCUUCAUCAACAUCAUCUGCGUUGGUUGUUAGCACUACAGUUAUGAACUUAAUUCAAAAUAUAGGAUCUAACUCUAGCUUUGGUAUCUUAAUUUCUAGCCUAACAAUAUAAAAACUAGCUUAUCUAUAUCUUUUGAAUGUAAACUUACCAAAGUAAAUUUACUCCGCAUUAGAAAUUUUAUCUGCUAACUAUUAGAUAACUAUUUGA